This is a messenger RNA of Diaporthe amygdali, 1842 nucleotides long. RefSeq names its product magnesium transporter alr2. Gene Ontology annotation, biological process: magnesium ion transmembrane transport; intracellular magnesium ion homeostasis. Bases 1 to 1842 code for a protein of 613 amino acids. Gene Ontology annotation, molecular function: magnesium ion transmembrane transporter activity. The record is from RefSeq and is a predicted model, not a curated record. Lineage: Eukaryota; Fungi; Ascomycota; Sordariomycetes; Diaporthales; Diaporthaceae. The transcript is spliced from 2 exons. Gene Ontology annotation, cellular component: plasma membrane.
AUGUCGGACCACGAAGAAGUCUUGGACACGGGCUACGAGACUCCCAUCCCGGAGUUGGAUGACCACCGUCAUCACCCCCAGAGUCCCUCGAUUUCGCGGGACGAGCGGCCCCGCCGGGGUACCUUCGAUUCCCAAUUUGGCGGCCGACGACGCACUGGUUCCGAUGCCUCAAGGAGCGGUUUGAACCACUCCAACAUUCGCAUCCGCGAUUUCGAAGAGGCAGUCAUCGAUGAUGAGGCCGGUGAAAUCUCGCCAAUGGGCCGACGCCAGAGGCGAGGCACAGUGGAUACGACGGCAUCCUCGCGGGAGCCAUCCCCGCCGAACUCCGUCAAGGCGUUCGCCCUGGCCCGUCGCCCGCCUGCGCUGUCUUUCUCAGAGCAACGACCAGACAAUGCGGAUCUGCAGAGGACCAUGUCAAUCACCAGUCGUCACAGCCACCGGAGCAAGUCUCGCACUGUGAAAGACAGCGACGUUGCCAGUGUCAACACGAACAGGUCUGCUGCCGAGGACGAUGUCUGUUUUCCCCAUGAGAACCGUGAUGGCCCAAACUUCUACGUCGACUUUGAGUUCCUCGAGGAUUUCAUCCGGACACAGAGAAGUGAGCGUCUUUCGUCCGAAGCGAGGGAGUUCGCGGACUUGCGUCCGCAGACAACAAAUGGCGGGCCAACUCAGAUGGCUACCGCGAAUGGGGACAUCAUCGAAAUGCCAUCAGGAUCUUCUAUUCAGGAGGAGAAAGUCAAGGUGGAACCCAAGCAGACCAUGACAGACAAGAUUCCUGCCCAGCGGUUCAGUUUCUUCUCCUCGGCCUGGGACCAGACCAUCCACGCAGCGGAUCUGGAAGACCUAGCCCUACCAGGAGAGGAGCUGCGGAACCUCUUCACCUUCCCGAAUGAUGGCGAAGACUAUGUCUGGUGGUUGAAUGUGAACUGUCCCACUGACGACGAGGUGCGCGCGAUCUGCAAGGCUUUCGGCAUCCAUCCCCUGACAGUCGAAGAUAUUACGACACAAGAAGCCCGUGAGAAGAUCGAACUGUUCAAGUCCUACUACUUCGCCAAUUUUCGAUCCUACAUGGCCGUGUUUGAUGAGGAUGGCGACCGAGAAUUUGAGCCGUUCAACAUGUUUGUGAUCGUGUUCCGUGAGGGUAUUCUCAGCUUCAGCCACACCUUCAACUCGCACGCGUCCGAAGUCCGUCAGAGAAUCUCAACGUUGAAGGACUACGUUGAUCUUAGUGCUGACUGGAUUUGUUAUGCAAUUAUCGACAACAUCGUGGACAAUUUCGGCCCGGCCAUUACUGAAGUGCAAAACGCGGCUGACGCACUCGACGAUGACGUCUAUCGAGCCCGACCCGACGAUGAGGAGAACCAUCCCUUCUUGCCAAGACUCGGCCACAUUCGCAAGAACAUCAUGGGUCUGAUGCGCCUCCUCGGAGGCAAAGCCGACGUUCUCAAGGGCUUCACCAAGCGCUGCAACGAGAACUACCAAGUCACUCCGCGUAUGGAGGUCGGCCUCUAUCUGGGUGAUAUUCAAGAUCACGUUGUUACCAUGAUGAAUACGUUGGGACACCUCGAGAGAAUGCUGUCGAGAGCCCAUAGCAACUAUCUAGCGCAGCUGAGCAUCGACAGCAUCACCCAGGGCACCCGAGCGAACAAAGUUCUUAGUAAGAUCACGUUCCUCGCUUCCAUCAUUGUGCCUCUGAACGUGGUCACGGGUCUUUUCGGCAUGAACGUCCCGGUUCCAUUUGGAGACCCUGGCAAUCUCACAGCCUUCUUCACCAUCCUGGGUCUUCUGAUCGCCUUCUCGAUCAUUUGCAUCCUAGUUGCUAGGAGGCUUCGUUACAUAUGA